AUGUCUUUCUUUACACCCCCACUUGUGGCUGAGGAAAUAGCGGAGAGAUGUGACGACUCCUUGCUGUCGUGCUCCUCCCAACUUCCCCAGGACAUUGAGGCCACGUCGCUGCGGAGGCGUUUGUGGACGAUGAUCUCGAGGAAACACCACCGCUUUUAUUUGCCACAUGAACGCUUGAAGAUGGAGCGGUAUGAGUCUGUAGAUACACAUGAACCUGCAACGAUAGUUUACAAGGACCACCUGGAGAGCCGCAGCCAAGAACCUCGUUGGUUCAUAUGGGUAUUUGUGUUUGUAUUAGGUAUUGCGUCGAGCGUCAUCGCCAUUGCAGUAGUUUCUCUGUUGCAUGUACUGAACGGUAUACGCUACGAAUUAUUAGGCUUUGGACUUAGAGGGUUUUCAUUUAGUGAUCCAAAUCGAUAUGCAAUGACAAACCGCACGGACCUUGAUGUUGUUGCCCUCUUUGAAGGUGCUGAUGUUGGCCUAUACGGUAUUGAACCGCGCUCCACCGCGAAAGGGUACUUAAUGUGGAUUUCGUUUAGUAUGGUAUUAUCGGUGAUUUCAAGCCUUAUAUGUUACCUCGUCCCUGAGAGCAUCGGGUCCGGAUUACCUGAGGUGAUGGCGUACCUGAAUGGUGUUAACUAUCCUAUGCUGGAUAGUUUUAAAGUGCUUCUGGCAAAGGUGGGUUUCAUUGUCUUCAGUGUUGCAAGUGGGGCAUGCACAGGGCACUGUGGCACACUUAUUCUAACAGGUGCCAUGCUUGGUGCCCAGGCUCUUCGACGACGUUCUUUUCGAUGUGACAGUGUAACUGUUAUCGAAUGCUUUCGUAACCCGCGCGAUCGUCGAAUUAUUAUUGUGAUCGCGGCAGCAGCAGGGGUUGCCUCGGCAUUUGGUGUGGCUAUUGGUGGACUGAUGGUAGUAAUGGAACUUAUCUCUACUAUUCUUCCCGUGCGGUUUGCCCUUUACGUCUUUGCUGCGUCUUUAGUAUCCUCCUUGACGCUGCAAACAUACUUCUCCUUCUUCGCAUAUUUCAGUCUUCGUGACCGCCAAUCCUAUCCGCAAUGGGAACUCAUCUCUGAGAUGGUUCAGUCCUUUGUUUCUCGCGUGCCAUUUGAGACGGUGGUGCGGAUGCAUAUUGUCUACUUUAUUCCAACAAUUGUUAUUGGUUUUUUUUGUGGUUUAGCUGCGGUUCUUUUUGUCCGAUUAAGCUGUCUCGCGCUGAAGUUUCGGCGUUGGCUGGAGUGGAGCCUGAAGACAAAAGCUGUCCGAUAUGUGUUGCCUGUGCUUUUUACAGGCGUUUACGUGUCAAUCAACUACUGGGUGGUGGUUACGAUGGGUGGCGGCGGAUGGUCACCACCCGCCCCGGCCCCGUCAAUCCCGCCAGGGGUUGAAAACAGUCGCAUGCAGAUGACCACAUUACAGCAAACUAAGAAUGACAAUUUCACCCUCUUUAGGGUUCGUAAUGCGAUGGGCGGGCCAUGCGUAGCUGUUCCCUCCACUUUGAUUACAACCCGAAAUGUGACGGUUGUUGCGUACUAUGGGGCCAAUGGAUUUUUCUGCCAGGCUCCCACUUUCACAGGAGAGGAAAGCAAUAACGAGGUGUGGCAUGAGAAACCAAUAUUGAGCGUGCUUCAUGCCUACGCCUCGCUUGCCUUUGCCAAUGCUGACUCCGUGGUGCAAACUCUACUUAGUUGGCAUACUGAAGAGAUGUUGGGUGCGUUUGUGCUCUUGAUUUUUUAA
Messenger RNA from Trypanosoma rangeli, 1737 nucleotides. Its product is annotated as putative chloride channel protein. The transcript has a single exon. Gene Ontology annotation, molecular function: voltage-gated chloride channel activity. Bases 1 to 1737 code for a protein of 578 amino acids. Gene Ontology annotation, biological process: transmembrane transport; chloride transport. The record is from RefSeq and is a predicted model, not a curated record. NCBI's taxonomy places the organism in Eukaryota, Euglenozoa, Kinetoplastea, Trypanosomatida, Trypanosomatidae. Gene Ontology annotation, cellular component: membrane; intracellular membrane-bounded organelle.